GACAGACGCGACCGUUCGAAUUCCGAACGUCACCGAUCGCGUUCAAUUUUUAAAUUCUUUCCACACGUUCUAAAAUUUAAAAGAAAUUUUAUUAAAGUGAUUAUUUUUAAAUACAUUAAAAAGAUUUAAAUGUAAAAAAAAUCGUUAAUGUGUGAUUGAAACAGUGUUUUAGUGUUUUUAAUACGCACCUUAAUAGGUUUUAAACGUACUAAGUGAUUUUUAAAGUGAAUGUAAAGUGACAGACCGAAAGUGUCUUAGCUGUAUAAAGGAUCUGCGUUGAGAAAAUAAAUAAAAGAAUGCCCCGCGAGAGAAACUCAGCUUCGGUCCACCCCCAGAGGUAGCAUCACCAACAAAAUGACAAUAAACCUUAGUGAAAAUAAAAAAUGUAACGUGUCCAUGUGAUGAACAUUUAGUGCCAAAACAAUGUUUUGCUGUAAACAACUCAAAUUACUGUACGCGACAAUCAUGUUACUACUUGAAGCUGAACUGUUGGUGAACACCAGUGCUAUGGAGAAGUCCACCAUAUUUACUCAAAAUGCUGACGAUUUGAAGUCUUUGGAGCUUUGCACAUCAAGGAAUCAGCAGAGACUAGGCAGUGUCUUCGGGAACUUUACGCGACAUCACAAAAAAGGUCACAGAAGAAGAACAACAACCACGUCGACACAAACAACAAUGAUCUACACAACAACAGUGGAAAAUGAUGAAGAAACAACAGAAGCACAAACCACAACAGAAUACGUGAUAGCAACAGGAUUGACAUAUCCAAAACUACCAAAACCUCUGCGACUAUCAUCAUCUAUAUUAGACUCAGAGUAUGAAAAUGUACAUAAUAUAGAUAAUAUUAUAGAGAGUGAAGUAAAUGAACUAAUAAGUCGAGAAAGACAUAGAACGAAACACCACAAUAGAGGGAAAGAGGUUGUUGAAGAAAUAGAUGAUAGCUCUCUAUCUAAAAGUAGGAAUAAAGUUAAGAAAAUGUACAGAGACUCAGCAGGUUCGUCUGCUAAUAAGUUAAGUGGUAAAAAUGUUAAGAGUGGUAUAUUUUUGACUGAGAAUUGCACAACAGUUAUUGCACAGAUUGGAACAACAGCAAUACUGCAUUGUGAAGUUAGUGAUAUUACUGAAAAUACGGUGACGUGGAUAAGAAGGAAGGAUUACUCCCUGCUUUCAGUGGGGCUUGUCACCUAUAGCGCCGACAGCAGGUUUUUCUCGGCCCACGGGAGACAUGUCAAGGACUGGGCACUCCACAUACGCUUCGCGAUAUCAGCAGACGCUGGCUAUUACGAAUGCCAGGUGCCUACACACCCACCAACGAGUAUAUUCUUCAAACUGGUCCUUGUAGCGGCGUAUGCGGAGAUAGUGGGAGAGAGCGAGAAGAUAAUACAUGAAGGUUCGAUGCUGCGACUGGUGUGUGUCGUCAAGCGGUCGACGGAGCCCCCUUCGUACGUCUUCUGGUACUUCGAGAAUCGGAUGAUCAACUAUGACCUUAACGGAGUGAGCGUUCACAACGGGCGGCAGACGAGCGAGCUGGUGAUCGGGAAGGCAGAGCCCCGCCACGCGGGCAACUACACCUGCGUGCCUGCCAACGCUAAGGCUGCCUCUGUAACUGUCCAUGUUGUACAAAGCGAGACUCCUGCGGCGAUGCAGCAUGGAAACAACUCUUCAGCUCCCAUACAACAGAUUCACCUAUUCCUACAUUUACUAUUGACUAUAUUUUCUUUAUGUAUGCUGCAGUCAUCAGGCCGUCAGGAAAUUGGAUAACGUCUUUGUAAAAUGUGUAUUUUUGUCACAGUAUAGAUAAAGUACAAAACAGGUUGAUGUUUUGUUAUAAAUAAUUCAUUGUUGAGAGACAAAAGCGAAUAACUCUGACUCGGAAGUGACUCGAACCCGUAAUAAUAGUCAAGCUGGGAGGUAACUUUGCUUAAGUCCUUAGACUAGUGUAUGAUAGAAACACAAAUACUUAAUUGCACACAACAUACAAAACAAGUGUUACACACAUGGACGAAAGAUACACGGCGGCCUUAUUGCUAAGCAGCAAUUUCUUCCAGGCAACCAGUGGCAAGAAAACAUUUAUCACAAUUUGGUGCGGGACGGUGCAACAUCUAUUAUCAACAAUAUCAAUAGCUAUCCGUUUUACGUAUGCGAAUUAAUCAAUUGGAAUCGUUAUUAUGACGAGUUUUAAGUCAGAAUUAUUAGUUUUUGUGUCUUUAUAAGUGCUAUAUAUAAAAACAAAAAUUGUUUCUUUUGUUUAUAGGUUAAGUUUGUUUGUGUAUUUUAGGUAUUUGCAAAGAUUUAAUUUCAAUUUAAUAUUUGUUAUCUUUAUGUGUACGGUCACGACUACAAAUAUGUAUAUACUUUGAUACCAUGUCACAUUAACUUAUUUCAAAUGAAACCGUUUGUCUCAUUAAACGUCAAUAUGAUAAUGCGACAGGGUUCUAAAGUGGGUACAUGAUAUUAGUCAUGACUAAGUAUUUUUUCAAUCUCGCUUGAUGCUAACUGAUGACGUCAUGAGUAGUGCCACGAAUAAUCAAAGACAACUUGAAGUCUCGAAAAAAUAUUAUCAAAUUGUUAAUAAGUAAAUACAAAAAUUCAAUUGCAUUUGA
Pectinophora gossypiella (pink bollworm) is the source of this 2600-nucleotide messenger RNA. RefSeq lists its product as uncharacterized. Gene Ontology annotation, cellular component: neuron projection membrane. The coding region runs from base 424 to 1758 and encodes 444 amino acids. Lineage: Eukaryota; Metazoa; Arthropoda; Insecta; Lepidoptera; Gelechiidae. Gene Ontology annotation, biological process: synapse organization. The transcript is spliced from 8 exons. The record is from RefSeq and is a predicted model, not a curated record.